GAGAAGUGGCAGCGGUGCAGGAGGGGGUCGGGUGCAGGGGAGAGACGGAUAGAUGUGCAGGUAGGGAGGGUCGGCAGUGAAUGGAGAGGUCGGCUGCGGUACACAAGCAGCUGCUACACACCCAGAGGUACUGCAGAUCAUUGCAUGACUGAACUUAUCUAGGCAGGAGAUAACCCUAACUACUUUCAAGAUCCACCUUUUGUGUCUGGACUCAGCACAGAAAUGGCUCGGAUAAGUGUCCUCGUCUUGACUGCCUGUCAGCUGUUGCUUGGACUUCUUACCAGCUCAUUAACUGACUCCUCAGCUCCAGCUAAUGAGUGCCCCCAGCUUUGUGUUUGUGAGAUCCGUCCAUGGUUUACGCCUCAGUCUACAUACCGUGAAGCCACAACAGUGGAUUGCAAUGACCUACGUUUGACAAAGAUCCCGGCAAAUCUCUCUUUGGAUACACAGGUGCUUCUCUUACAAAGCAAUAACAUUGGUAAGACCAACGGAGAACUGCAAAGACUGGUCAAUCUGACAGAACUGGACUUGUCCCAGAAUAACUUCACCUCCAUCCAUGACGUGGGCUUGUCUAAUCUUAGCCAGCUUACUACUUUGCAUUUGGAGGAGAAUCAGAUUUUUGAGAUGACUGAUUAUUGUCUACAGGACUUGACUAACCUGCAGGAACUCUACAUUAAUCACAACCAGCUUAAUUCCAUCUCUCCUAGUGCCUUCUCUGGGCUGCGUAAUCUACUCAGGCUGCACCUAAACUCUAAUAAGCUACGUAUAAUCGACAGCCGCUGGUUUGAAUCAACCCCCAACCUUGAAAUUUUGAUGAUUGGAGAGAAUCCAGUAAUUGGGAUCCUAGACUUAAACUUCCAACCACUUGUUAACUUAAGAAGCUUGGUGCUCGCGGGAAUGUACCUAAGUGACAUCCCAGGAAAUGCAUUGCUGGGUUUGGAUAACCUGGAGAGUCUUUCAUUCUAUGAUAACAAACUUGGCAAAGUUCCCCAGCUUGCUCUGCAGAAAGUACCCAAUCUAAAAUUCUUGGACCUCAAUAAGAACCCUAUUCGCAAGAUCCAGGAAGGUGACUUUAAGAACAUGCUGAAAUUAAAAGAACUUGGUAUCAAUAAUAUGGCAGAGUUGGUGUCUGUAGAUCGCAAUGCGAUGGAAAAUCUCCCUGAACUGACCAAAUUGGAAGCUACAAAUAACCCCAAGCUCUCUUACAUCCACCGAUCGGCUUUUAGGAAUGUGCCUACCCUUGAAAGCCUAAUGCUUAAUAAUAAUGCAUUGAACUCAGUGUAUCGUGGGACUGUUGAAUCCCUCCCGAACCUGCGUGAGAUCAGUAUUCACAGCAAUCCACUGAGAUGUGAUUGUGUCCUGCAUUGGAUGGGUUCUAACCAAACCAGCAUCCGUUUCAUGGAGCCUCUGUCUAUGUUCUGUGCUUUACCCCCUGAGUACCGUGGGCAACCUGUAAAGGAAGCAUUGGCUCAAGACCCUGCAGGAGAGCAGUGUCUGCCCAUGAUCUCCCAAGAUACAUUUCCCAGUCACCUCAGCCUGGACAUAGGGAUGACCAUCUCACUAGAUUGCAGGGCAACAGCAGAGCCUGAACCAGAAAUAUACUGGGUAACUCCUUUGGGGCAUAAAGUGACUUUGGAAACUCUUUCUGACAAGUACCACUUAAGUGGAGAGGGCAGUUUGCAGAUUUUUAAUGUGCAGGUGGAGGAUUCUGGACGUUACACGUGUGUGGCGCAGAAUUCAGAAGGAGCAGAUACAAAGGUAGCCACCCUGAGAGUAAAUGGAACCUUGUUAGAUGGCACACAAGCUCUUAGACUCUAUGUUCAACAAGCAGAAUCCAGUUCAGUCUUGGUAUCAUGGAAAGUUAGUUCAAGUGUUUUGGCUUCUAACCUUAAGUGGUCUUCAGCCACUAUGAAGAUUGAUAACCCCCAUAUCACUUAUACAGCACGUGUGCCAGCGGAUGUCCACGAGUAUAAUCUCACCCAUCUCCAGCCAGCCACUGAAUAUGAAGUGUGCCUGACGGUGUCGGGGCUACACCAACAAGCUCAGCGUGCCUGCAUCAAUGUCACCACUAAAGGCACGUCCUACUCGUUGACUGUUACUGAUCAGGAGACCAGUGCUGCCCUGGCUGCCGUCAUGGGUUCCCUAUUCGCCCUAAUAAGUUUUGCCUCUGUUUCUGUUUAUGCCGCCAAGAGGUUCCAGAGAAAGAAUUAUCGCCACUCGUUGAAGAAGUAUAUGCAAAAGACCUCAUCCAUUCCACUCAACGAGCUUUAUCCUCCUCUCAUAAGCCUGUGGGAGGGAGACAGCGAAAAAGAAAAAGAGGGGACAGCAGAAUCGAAAGCUUCCCAGGUGGACACAUCCCGGAGCUAUUACAUGUGGUAACUCACACAUUAGAGACCUAACAACAGAGCACAAACACUGAUGGACACCUCUCAGAAAAACUUGCUUUCCUUUCCUUUGGUUUUGUUUUGUUUUCUAACCUUGUGUCACUUUUGCUCUUUAUCCCAGUCGCAUUCUCUUUGACUGUUUCCCAUUUAUUUGCUUUGACGUUCUUUCUUUUUAUAUAUACACUGUCUGGGCAAAGUAGAACCGAUCAUUGAAAUAACAAGUCAUUGAGGAGUAUUUUGAUCAUAUUAGGACAAGGAGCAAUAGGUCAAGACUUUUUUGUAGGAUACAAAACCUUCUGUGGUGGCCUUAUCUAGCAUUACAUGUAGUUCUAAGUUAGACUGUCUAUCCUGGAGACCUUAUAUGUAGAGUGUCAUUUUCAUUCUGAUGUGGAUUAACCACAAACAGGCUUUAUGGCCAAUUAAAAGAAUUCUCCUCCAAAGAGGGGCCCAAUGAACUAGAAUAUCGGGAAGCUGUAGGAGAUACAGUCCAUUCACACAAGCUGUCUCCUAUCCAUCAUGCUUUUUUUAUAUUCUCCUAAAUGUGCUUAUUGAAAUCUCCCAUCUGGAAAGGUCACGGUUCCAUUUUAGAAGGCAGGGUAUUAAUAAUUGACGGGCAAGUUCUGCCUCUCGUUGUGUCAGAGCAGCUUGCAUUUAAGUACCGCUCGCUUGAAUAGGGCCACUACGGACAAUUCUGUGAUUCAACAGUAUGGAUUAUGCAUGCCGCAGCCUUUCCAGCAGCGAUAUAAACUUUCUGAAGGUCAGUAGUGUCAGACAUAUUGGCUAUGAAUAUUUGGCUGUGAGCGUGUUUGCCGCAUACAGAUUACAGCGUGUAUAUGUAUUAUGGGACAUACUGUAUUAAUGCAAGGGUUUGACCAGACAGUGUAUAUACCAGAGUUAUUAUUAUUAUUACUUUUUUUUUUUCUUUUUGGACUUUGCUGUUUGAUCGCAGCGUGAUACUUUGGACUGGAUUAUUUUGGUUUAUUUAGUAUAGCGUAUCGCAGAUUUAUUCGGGGGGUGAUUUUUUUUCUCCCUUUCUCAGAAAUGGUUCUCCUCUAGUACCUAAAAAGUCUUUCUUUAGAAAGGGCUGCUACGAAAAAAAAACAUGGCAGCCCCCUGGCGUGAACACUUGUUGUGAUGGUGGGGACGGGCACUUCCAGAGGGUAUAUCUGCAAAGUAAGGACCUCCCCCCCCAAACUGUGAAAGAAGCUUACCUGCCAAACAAGUGAACUGACUGUAUUGUUGUAUCAACUUCUUCUCCGGACUUAAUGGACCGAUGGGAAAAAAAACAGUAGCUUGAAUCUUAUUUUGUAGUACAAACUAAAGCUUCCUAGGAAAGCUGUGUUAGCAAUACAUUCUCUCUGGCCGUGGGCCAUGGGAGAAUCCUGUAGCACUGUUUAUCACCCCAGUGAUCCCCCCCCCAAACCCAUGUGAGAGAUGAGCGGUUGCUGCUGCUGAAUGUCUCAUUGUAUAUUAGGUUUUUUUAGUCUUUCUUUUACUUAAUAACAUUACUAGGUGCAUAAAGACCUCAGGAAGAGAUCACCUAUCACCCUGACGUCAGGCGCCAUUUCACCGUUAGCGCAUGUCAACCCUCCUCAGGUUAGUAUGGCGCCCCACACUGAGGAACGAAGCCACGUAAUGGUCACCGCAUGUCACCUUCCUUAUGAAAGCACAAUGUCAGUCAAUCCUGCUGAUGAUACAAACGCGUUAGCCAAUAGCCGAUGACUCACCCCAUGCAGAAUGGAACCUAAUACGAAGUAUUGAUAGAGGACAUAGUGUCACUUUAUUCUGUACAAAAUGCUGUUUUCUAUAUUAAAAAUAAACCCUGUUUUUUUCACAA
This is a messenger RNA of Xenopus laevis (African clawed frog), 4221 nucleotides long. It is a transcript of the gene lrrn1.L, whose product is annotated as leucine rich repeat neuronal 1 L homeolog. Lineage: Eukaryota; Metazoa; Chordata; Amphibia; Anura; Pipidae. The record is from RefSeq and is marked provisional. Gene Ontology annotation, cellular component: plasma membrane; membrane.